AGGGCUGACUCGCGGGCUGCGUGGGACUCACCGAACCCGGGAACGCGGGUGUCGGGGGUGGGAACUCGUAGUCCUGAGGCCCCAGCUGCUGGGCGCGGGAGAUGGCGGCGCGAUGGAGCAGCGAGAACGUGGUGGUGGAGUUCCGUGACUCCCAGGUCACCUUGACAGGGAGAAUUUCUGAACACAAGUUUGUUUCCUACAGGAGGGAGAAGAUGUUUCAGUUUCUAAAAACAAAGGUUCCCAAAAAGGCAACCGCAAUGUCUGUGGACUGUCUGGGGCAGCAUGCAGUGCUUUCCGGCCGCAGAUUCCUAUACAUCGUCAAUCUAGAUGCCCCCUUCGAAGGUCAUCGAAAGAUCUCACGCCAGAGCAAGUGGGACAUUGGAGCCGUGCAGUGGAAUCCUCAUGACAGCUUUGCGCACUAUUUUGCAGCCUCGAGCAACCAACGGGUCGACCUUUAUAAGUGGAAAGAUGGCAGUGGGGAAGUUGGCACGACCUUACAAGGCCACACUCGUGUCAUCAGUGACUUAGACUGGGCAGUGUUUGAGCCAGAUCUUCUGGUCACCAGCUCUGUGGACACCUACAUCUACAUUUGGGAUAUCAAAGACACACGGAAGCCCACCGUUGCACUGUCUGCUGUAGCGGGUGCCUCACAGGUCAAAUGGAAUAAAAAAAACGCUAAUUGCCUUGCUACCAGUCAUGACGGGGAUGUACGGAUAUGGGACAAGCGGAAACCCAGCACAGCAGUGGAGUAUCUCGCAGCCCACCUCUCCAAAAUCCACGGCCUGGACUGGCACCCGGACAGCGAGCACAUUCUCGCUACCUCCAGUCAAGACAACUCUGUCAAGUUUUGGGAUUACCGCCAGCCUCGGAAAUACCUCAAUAUUCUCCCUUGCCAGGUGCCUGUCUGGAAGGCCAGAUACACUCCUUUCAGCAAUGGCUUGGUGACUGUGAUGGUUCCCCAGCUGCGGAGGGAGAACAGCCUGCUCUUGUGGAAUGUCUUUGACUUGAACACCCCAGUCCAUACCUUUGUGGGCCACGAUGACGUGGUGCUAGAGUUCCAGUGGAGGAAACAGAAGGAAGGGUCCAAGGACUACCAACUGGUUACAUGGUCACGGGAUCAGACCCUGAGAAUGUGGCGGGUGGAUUCCCAGAUGCAGAGGCUUUGCGCAAAUGACAUCUUAGAUGGUGUUGAUGAGUUCAUUGAGAGCAUUGCUCUUCUGCCGGAACCAGAGAAGACCCUUCACACUCAAGAUACGGACCACCAGCACAACUCCAGCCACGGGGAGGAAGAAGUGUUAAAGGAAGACCCCCCAAGCAGUCUCCUGGAAGAGAAGAAAUCAGAGCAGCUGGGCCUGCCUCAGACCCUGCAGCAGGAGUUCUCCCUGAUCAACGUGCAGAUCCGCAACGUGAACGUGGAGAUGGACGCAGCAGACAGGAGCUGCACAGUGUCCGUGCACUGCAGCAACCACCGCGUCAAGAUGCUGGUGAAGUUCCCCGCGCAGUACCCGAACCACGCGGCCCCUUCCUUCCAGUUCAUUAACCCUACCACCAUCACAUCCACCAUGAAAGCGAAGCUGCUUAAGAUCCUGAAAGACACUUCCCUGCAAAAAGUGAAACGCAACCAGAGCUGUUUGGAGCCCUGCCUGCGCCAGCUCGUCUCCUGCCUUGAGUCUUUUGUGAACCAAGAAGACAGCGCUUCCAGCAAUCCCUUUGCGCUCCCGAACUCCGUCACACCGCCCCUACCGACGUUUGCCCGAGUGACCACCGCCUAUGGGUCCUACCAGGAUGCCAACAUUCCCUUUCCCAGGACCUCAGGGGCCAGAUUCUGUGGGGCAGGGUACCUGGUGUACUUCACAAGGCCCAUGACAAUGCACCGAGCAGUGUCUCCGACUGAGCCUACUCCCAGGUCUCUCUCAGCCUUGUCUGCCUAUCAUACUGGCUUGAUUGCGCCCAUGAAGAUCCGCACAGAGGCCCCUGGGAACCUCCGUUUGUACAGCGGGAGCCCCACGCGCAGUGAGAAGGAGCAGGUCUCCAUCAGCUCCUUCUACUACAAGGAGCGGAAAUCAAGGAGAUGGAAAAGUAAGCGUGAGGGAUCGGACUCUGGCAAUCGACCGAUCAAGGCUGCUGGGAAAGUGAUCAUUCAGGAUAUCGCCUGCCUUCUUCCUGUUCACAAGUCAUUGGGAGAACUCUACAUAUUGAAUGUGAAUGAUAUUCAAGAAACGUGUCAGAAGAACGCCACUUCUGCCUUGCUUGUUGGAAGGAAGGAUCUCGUCCAGGUUUGGUCGCUGGCUACGGUAGCUACGGAUCUUUGCCUUGGUCCGAAGUCUGACCCAGAUUUGGAAACACCCUGGGCUCGACAUCCUUUUGGGCGACAGCUGCUGGAGUCCCUGCUGGCUCACUACUGCCGGCUCCGGGACGUGCAGACGUUGGCCAUGCUCUGCAGCGUGUUUGAAGCCCAGUCUCGGCCGCAGGGGAUACCAAACCCCUUCGGGCCUUUUCCCAGCCGCUCGUCUAACCUCGUGGUGUCCCACAGUCGAUACCCCAGCUUUACAUCCUCUGGUUCCUGCUCGAGCAUGUCUGACCCAGGGUUCAACACUGGUGGCUGGAACAUAGCGGGGAGAGAGACAGAACACAUAUCCUCACCUUGGGGAGAGUCCUCACCAGAAGAAAUCCGCUUUGGGAGCCUGACCUACAGUGAUCCUCGUGAGCGAGAGCGUGACCAGCACGAUAAAAAUAAAAGGCUUCUGGACCCCGCCAACACUCAGCAAUUUGAUGACUUUAAGAAAUGCUAUGGAGAAAUCCUCUACCGCUGGGGUCUGAGGGAGAAACGAGCUGAGGUGCUGAAGUUUGUUUCCUGUCCUCCUGAUCCUCACAAAGGAAUCGAGUUCGGCGUAUACUGCAGCCACUGCCGGAGCGAGGUCCGGGGCACGCAGUGUGCCAUCUGCAAAGGCUUCACGUUCCAGUGCGCCAUCUGCCACGUGGCUGUGCGAGGGUCGUCCAACUUCUGCCUGACCUGCGGGCACGGGGGACACACCAGCCACAUGAUGGAGUGGUUUCGGACCCAGGAGGUGUGUCCCACUGGGUGUGGGUGCCACUGCUUGCUCGAAAGCACUUUCUGAACUGACAGGCCGUGCGAGUUGUGGGAAAUCCCAGAUAACCCAUCAAUGCCUGGUAACAAGCUCUCUGCCAGGAGGGAGGCUCCAGAACCCACCCCCAACUAGACCGGGAUGUGUUCCCCUCAAAGACCGACACAGUGCCAGCUGUUUGUGAGCCUUUGCCUUCUCUUCUGUUGGCUGUUGGUGGCAUGGAUGUUGGUGGAGGAGGACGCAGGCAGGUGGAAGUUUUCUUGGAGAAAAGCACCUGCCUCCAGAGCCGUGUUUACCUUUAAGAUGUUAACCUUAAACCACCGACAGCAUCUUUUCUGAUGCCAUCACAGGGAUCAAGGUCGGAUACAAAGGACAGUCUCCUGAGCCAAAGGACAGUGGACGUUAAUUCAGUUGACAAAUGGACCCAUGACAUAAGUUGGUGCAUUUAUGAACUGAUGGACUGUGACCUUUUAAAAUAUGAUACUUAAAUUAUAAAUAUGUAAUGUACUUAAGGAUCCUUAAGAUGUAUUUUUUUUUUAUUUCUCUUCCAGCUGUUCUCCCUUGGCUAAUAAAAUUCUAGUAAUCAUUGGGG
Messenger RNA from Hippopotamus amphibius kiboko, 3678 nucleotides. RefSeq names its product WD repeat domain 59 (gene WDR59). Gene Ontology annotation, molecular function: protein binding. The transcript is spliced from 27 exons. The record is from RefSeq and is a predicted model, not a curated record. NCBI's taxonomy places the organism in Eukaryota, Metazoa, Chordata, Mammalia, Artiodactyla, Hippopotamidae. The coding region runs from base 102 to 3119 and encodes 1005 amino acids.